Molecule: messenger RNA, 1571 nt
Organism: Penaeus monodon (black tiger shrimp)
Lineage: Eukaryota; Metazoa; Arthropoda; Malacostraca; Decapoda; Penaeidae
Gene: Pink1
Biological process (GO): autophagy of mitochondrion; regulation of apoptotic process; protein phosphorylation
Cellular component (GO): mitochondrion
Molecular function (GO): ATP binding; protein serine/threonine kinase activity
Source: RefSeq, a predicted model, not a curated record
GCGAUAUCCCGCGCAGGAUGGCUGCACAACCCGGAAUUCUGGGCGAACCAGAAGGAGGCACAGGAGGGCGACCCGUGCGAAGUCCUGGAGGAGGAGCACGUCUUCUCGCUGGCCGACUUCGAGCUCGGGUCAGUCAUCGACAAGGGCUGCAGCGCCGUCGUCUACGCGGCCAGGUGGAAUUUGGAUACAACAGAAGAUAAUGACCCUGCCUGCCCACCUACAAAGAGACAAAAAUCAGAAUCUCCACUCACUCCAAGCAAAAAUGGUAGCGAACCAGAUGAGGGGGAGACUUCCUUGUCUCAUGAAAAAGAAGAGGCUCAAACUCCUGGAGAGCUGACUAUCCCAAGAGACUCGCCAAGACAAGUUGAAUCUGACAAAGAUAUGAGAGUUGAUGAGGACCAUUCAGCUUCCUCCACCGAUAUUAGUCCAAAUCGGAAGAUGAGGAGAGUGAAAUUCAAGGAGAGGAAUGAUGAGAAUGAGAGCCUUCUAAAGAGGUCGCAGCCGAUGUCCCAGGGAGCAGUUGCUAAAGCAAGCACUGAACAUCUUAACAAAGAUUCUAAUACUGAGGACACAGUCAGUUUGGAGAAGUAUCCUCUGGCCAUUAAGAUGAUGUUCAACUAUGAAGCAGAGUCCAAUGCACCAGCUAUCCUCAGAGCUAUGUACAAGGAGAUGCUUCCUGCCCGCAGUUUGCAACUGGAUGAAGCACAGCUGGAGUGGCAAGAAAGGUUCUGCAGCAAACAGUUACGACUGCCAACACAUCACAACAUUGUAGACAUGCCUUGUGUCUUUGUUGAUCGCAUUCCUUUUCUGGAGGACUCGAUGCAGUUAUAUCCUGAUGCUCUUCCCAUGCGAUUAAACCCAAGAGGUUCUGGCAGAAAUAUGAGUCUCUUUUGUGUCAUGAAGAGAUACAACAUGAGUUUGAGGGAAUAUGUCAGACAGUAUGAGAUCCCAAGGCGCACUUCGCUUCUGUUGCUUACCCAGCUGCUUGAGGCAGUGCUGCAUAUCAGUAAGCACAAUGUGGCCCACAGGGACCUGAAAUCGGACAACAUCCUUCUGUCUCUAGCUGAGGGAUGGCAAUACCCUCAUUUAGUGCUGACAGAUUUUGGAUGCAGUGUUGUGACUGAAGACACAAGUAUGACCGUUCCUUUUCCGUCUCGAGAAGUUGAUCCCAGACAGGGCAAUAGUGCACUCAUGGCUCCUGAGGUGAAAACAGCAAUUCCAGGAUUUCUGCGGCCUGUAAACUACUCCCAUGCAGAUUUGUGGGCUGUUGGUGCUCUGGCUUAUGAAAUGUAUGCUAUGGAGAACCCUUUUUGUCACAUCCAUCCCAGCACAGGAAACAAGCAGCAACCUUUAGACUCCUUUAAUUACAAGGAAUCCCAGUUGCCACGGUUGCCCAAGAGUGUGCCUCCAGCUGUCAGGCAUCUCAUUCAUGACCUCCUUCGCCGAAACCCUCGAAAUCGGCCAAGUGCCAAUGUGGCAGCCACACUCUGUCAGUUAAUUCUUUGGGCUCCAAGCAAAUGGCUGAGUCGGCAUUCCCUAACUCUUCCAUCACAAACUGAGAUUAUGCAGUG